AUGUCUUCUUCGUUAACAUUUAUUGGAAAAAUGAUCACUAUCUAUACCGGAAUACCACUCUUUAUUGCUGGUGUAAUAGGAGAAUUUCUCAAUAUUAUUGUAUUUUUAAGUCUUCAAACAUUUCGACAGAGUUCAUGUGCAUUUUAUCUAACCAUCAUAUCCGUUAUGAAUAUUGGUCAAUUAUCUACGGGACUUCUCGCAGUGAUUACCAACGCUUUAUUUGGUGUCGAUGGAACUCAAGCUUCACUAUUCUAUUGCAAAUUUCGACCAUAUUGUUUUCAAACUUGUGCAUUAAGUUCAUUAGGAGGCUUCUGUUUAGCCACAUUUGACCAGUAUUGUGCCACUUGUGCGCAUCCUCGUUGGCAACAAUGGUGCAGUAUCAAACGAGCUAAACGUCUCGUUAUCAUCAAUAUAAUCAUUUGGGCUUUGCAUGGAAUUCCAUAUUUAAUCUUCUUUGAGCAGAUUCUAUCAUCGACCACAGGACAAGUUAGUUGCACUAGUAAAAAUCCUACUUUUGCUUAUUAUCGUUCCUAUGUUAUCAUUUUCAUACUCUUCGGCAUUUUGCCUAUGAGUAUUUCAGCUGUAUUUGGACUACUGGCAUAUCGAAAUGUGCAAGAACUUAGUUAUCGCACACUACCAAUCGUUCGACGUGAACUAGAUAAACAAAUAACAACAAUGGUUUUAAUUCAAUUAGUUGUAAAUGUUUUCACUCUAUUACCAAAUACUAUUGUCAGUACACUUUUAACAAGUCCAAAUAUUCCUAGUAAUGCAUUUAAUCAAUCAUACAUACAGUUUGCCUAUACUAUAGCUGUUCUUCUCAAUUAUUCUUAUUUUGCGAGUUCAUUCUAUAUAUACAUCUGUGCAUCUGAAAGAUUUCGUAAACAAGUGGCUUAUGUAUUGAUCAAAGUUCACUUAGAACGAUGGAGAAAACCACAAUUAGUGAACAAUCAAGUUCGACCAGAGUCCUAA
Adineta steineri is the source of this 969-nucleotide messenger RNA. Lineage: Eukaryota; Metazoa; Rotifera; Eurotatoria; Adinetida; Adinetidae. The record is from the annotation of a GenBank genome assembly.